AUGUCUAGAAGAGCAGGAGGUUCAAAGCUUCGCCUACCAACCCUAGAAGAGGAGUAUGCUGAAUCAUCUAGUUCGCGACGAGCUGCGCAUGCGGACUCAUACUAUGCAAAUGAUCGAAGAUCUGAAUACCGCCGUUCGCGGGAGCCACAGCAACCACAGUACUAUGGCGGCGAUAAUCUCCAACUUGAAUCCCCAUCACCACCUAGGCCUAUAAGUACUACCCCCAAAAGAUCAGAAAAAAAACCAAGAGUAGAGGGCUCCAGUAGUCGCAAAUCAUUGGGAUUUUUUGGAGCCCUGAAGGAACGAAGAAAGGAAAAGGAAAAGGAAAAGGAACGGAUAAAGCUUCUCAAACAAGAAGAAAAACUGUAUGGGCCGUCUCAACCACAUGUAGCAGAACCACAUAGGACCCCAUCACAGCAGGCUGCCGGGCACAGCCAGCGUUACCACGAAACGGAACAGAGAGUACAUAGGACCAGAAGAGAGUCUCAAGAGGUCAGCCAAGGUUAUGAAAACGAAGUACUAGCCCAAAUGCAAGAUCUUGAGUUAGAAGAAGAGCCUUCCUCACAAUACGACCAAUACCCUACGGACAAACGAAAUUCUCUGCCAGAACUUCAAGCUCGUCAACGAAGGGUCAUAACCCAGCUUCCAUAUGAUCGCCCUGAUCCUCGUCGCAGAACUGAUACUAUUAACUUCAAUGAUGCAGAUUUUCCAGAUCAUGGAGACGCUGGAUUCCCCAAACCGUACGAAUUACCUUCAGUCAGCGGUUUCAACGAGGAUCUUCGCAUCGUCAAAAGACACAACGCCGGUUGCUUCGGAGCAACUGCUAUUUUAGAGGUUCGAAAUGAUUCAUCUUCAAGUGUGACGAGAAGUUGGUAUGAACAUGUUCCCGCCAGAACAAGAGUAAUCGCGAAGAGAAUAACUGCGUGUGAUAGAACCCGUGCCAGAUCGUGGAAGACAGAGUCAGACGCACUCAAAGUAUUGGCUUCAGUACAACCAACGUCAGAACACAUCCUAAAGAUCUUUGGAAGGUUGGCGCCGAGCCGUGGGGACCCCUUCGGGCAUAUCUUCACGGAAUAUUGUAGCAUGGGAGAUGUGAGUGAGAUAUUGGGGAAAUAUGUAACUCGUAGAACUUUUAUGCCAGAAGGAUUUUUGUGGCAGAUGACUAUCGACGUUUCGAGAGCCCUCCUCUUCCUUAAUAGAGGUAUAACGAAGAGGAAUAUGCAAGGGCGUCCGGGGUGGACGCCAAUGGUCCAUAACGAUAUCAAAAUGAACAACACUUAUGCAGUUUUUGUGAAACCUCGCCCAGACGGUUGGAAUAACAUCUACCCCCUUUUUGUCCUCGGAGACUUCGGUCUUUCCAGUUUUGAAGGCCAAGCCGCAUAUCCAUCCUGUCCUCCAUUUAUGUCACCACAACGAGUCAAUUCAUUUUAUAAACCAACACCAGCUGUGCACAAAGAUGACAUUUACUCCCUCGGUACCACUCUUUUUGUCCUCUCUAACGGGUAUUUUCCAUUUGAAGUGUCAGAUGCACCGGACCGCGAACUGAACUACGACAAAAGAAUUGAUCAUAGGAACCCCUACCGUAAUGGAUUUUGUAAGCUUAUGAAUAGGUGCACGUCCAGAAAUCCUGACACAAGACCUACCGCCCGUGAAAUGAUUAGAGAAAUGAUAGGGUUGAUCGAGGCGAAAGGGUGGAGUAAAGAAGGGAGUAGGGAUAGAUUUUGGAAAGUGGAAUGGAUGCCAAAGAGUAAGGCUGCACGUUGGAAAGACAAAGAUAAUAAUGUGGAGAUUUGA
This is a messenger RNA of Orbilia oligospora ATCC 24927, 1794 nucleotides long. RefSeq lists its product as uncharacterized. NCBI's taxonomy places the organism in Eukaryota, Fungi, Ascomycota, Orbiliomycetes, Orbiliales, Orbiliaceae. Gene Ontology annotation, biological process: protein phosphorylation. Bases 1 to 1794 code for a protein of 597 amino acids. The record is from RefSeq and is a predicted model, not a curated record. Gene Ontology annotation, molecular function: ATP binding; protein kinase activity. The transcript is spliced from 4 exons.